Messenger RNA from Lates calcarifer (barramundi perch), 4675 nucleotides. RefSeq names its product palmitoyltransferase ZDHHC14-like. The record is from RefSeq and is a predicted model, not a curated record. Gene Ontology annotation, molecular function: protein-cysteine S-palmitoyltransferase activity. Gene Ontology annotation, biological process: protein targeting to membrane; peptidyl-L-cysteine S-palmitoylation. NCBI's taxonomy places the organism in Eukaryota, Metazoa, Chordata, Actinopteri, Centropomidae. Gene Ontology annotation, cellular component: endoplasmic reticulum; Golgi apparatus.
CGAAGAGGUCUCACUCCGGGGGGGGGAUGAUUCGCGUUUUCAGUUUAGACCAGAUUCUUUUAUCAUGUGUCUUUUAUUUGUGUAAAAACUUUAUUAUAUAAUUUAAAUAGAUGUGGUACUGCAGUGUUUCUCAGUAUAUAGUAGCUUAAAUUAGAAAUACUCAAAGUACCUCAAAAAGUACUUUAUUAAAUGUACUUAGUUACUGUCUCUGAGUGAAACCAGCCGCAUAUAUAAAAACCAGCUGCAGCUUUUCAUUAUUAAUUCACCUGAGGAGGAUUCCCUCAUUGAACUGAUGAACUCUUCACUACAGUGACGCUGGAACAAAAUGACUAAAACAACUAAUGAGUUAUUGCAGAUCAGUUUACUGUUGAUUGAUCCUUUCAAUUGAUUGAUCAGUUCCUCUGUUUUAUUAACUCUGAAACUUUGUUUCUAAAUUCGCUAAACGUUUGUGUCACGUGAUAAAAGGUUGAUGACGCUGCAGCUGUAACUUCCUGUAAACUGAGGUUUGGCUUUUUCUCUCAGAGUGAGACCUCCUCCUCAGUACAGGAUCUGUGCAGACCGGGACUCGGAGCUCCUCUGCGGAGGAUCAGGAUGCUCUUCACGUCCUCCUCCUCUUCCUCCUCCUCCUCACCGACACAGACCAUCUGAACCUCCGGAGCCGCCGCUGUCUCCUGAUCCGGAUCGUCCAGAACCGGAUCCGUCUCUGUCCCGGGAUAAUAAAGGCUGGAUUAUGUGAGGGGGAGGGGGGGGCUGUAUGGGAACGAGGCGGGGGCGUUGUGGUUUUUUUAUUUUAUUCUUUUUAUAUUUUAUGUUGGACCCCGUGCGCGUGCAUCAGACCACGAGUUGGUGUUUGUUUACGAGAAAUUACAAAAUAAAAGCCGCAGAUUCUGGAUUUUAAAAUGCGGGAUUUCCUCCUGUUCUGGCUCCUGAGAGAAAAACCAGACCCGAGGAUUCAUGUUGGAUCCUGACUGAACGCGCCAGCAGCAGCACGCGCACAGCUCUGAUUCGACCCGAACCCGCCUCCGUCUUCAUUUACCUGUCGGCUCACCUGUGAGGACACAUGUCUCAGAUCCACCAUGCGGUUCUGGACCAGCAGCAGCAGCCGGGCCAGUACAACCAGAUCUGCACCCGCAGCAGCAGCGGCUCGACCGCCGCCGCCGAGGAGCCGUCCGCCUCCUGCCCCGGACACAGGAGCCGGACCCCCCGCAGGAAGUGGCAGGUGUUCCCGGGGAGGAACCGGUUCUACUGCGACGGGAGGAUCAUGAUGGCGAGACAGACCGGGGUCUUCUACCUGACCCUGGUCCUGAUCCUGCUCACCAGCGGCCUCUUCUUCACCUUUGACUGUCCCUUCCUGGCGUCCAACCUGACCCCGGCCAUCCCGGCGGUCGGCGGCGUCCUCUUCCUCUUCGUCAUGGGGAUGUUGUUCAGGGCGAGUUUCACGGACCCCGGAGUCCUGCCCCGAGCCACGCCGGACGAGGCCGCCGACCUGGAGAGGCAGAUCGAUACUCCUCAGGGCUGCUCCAGACCUCCUCCUCGCACCAGAGAGGUCCUCAUCAACGGACAGACGGUCAAACUCAAAUACUGCUUCACCUGCAAGAUCUUCAGACCACCGCGAACGUCGCACUGCAGCCUCUGUGACAACUGUGUCGAGAGAUUCGACCAUCACUGUCCCUGGGUGGGAAACUGCGUCGGACGGAGGAACUACCGCUUCUUCUACCUGUUCAUCGUCUCGCUCUCCUUCCUUACCAUCUUCAUCUUCGCCUUCGUCAUCACACACGUCAUCCUCAGAUCGAACCAGACAGGUUUCCUGAGCGCACUCAAAGACAGUCCAGCCAGUGUUCUGGAGGUGGUGGUGUGUUUCUUCUCCGUCUGGUCGAUUGUUGGUCUGUCGGGGUUCCACACCUACCUGAUCAGCUCCAACCAGACCACCAACGAAGACAUUAAAGGGUCCUGGUCCACCAAGCGAAGUAAAGAUAACUACAACCCCUACAGCUACGGAAACAUCCUGACCAACUGCUGUGCUGCUCUGUGUGGACCACUGCCUCCCAGUUUGAUUGACAGGAGAGGUCUGAUCCAGUCGGACAUGCCACAGACCACCUCCCAGUCCAACGGGACCAGUACCAGCAGCUACGCCUCCACUCAGCUCCACAGUCACAUGUGUGAUCAGGAUCAAUGUAUCCAAAGCACCAAGUUCGUCCUCCAGGCGGCGGCCACCCCUCUGCUCCACAGUGACCCCGUGGUUCUGGCCCCUCUGCCAGGGAAGACCAGCACCUUGGGGGGCCCCUGCGCCUACCUGGCCCCCACCCAGCCAUCCCUGCCGUCCUGCGGCGGAGACGUCCUGACGCUGAGAGACGCCACCGCUGACUCCCACUGCCACCACCACCUCCACCAUCACCACCAUCACCACCACCAUCACUUUGUCAGCCCAGAGGAGACGCCGUGCACCACACCGCAGGGCGCUCUGCCCUGCCCCGCCCACCUGCACCUCCACCCCCAGCCUCACCCACCAGUCCCCACCCCCGCCGCCCUCUACAACCCCGCCAGUCAGGACGCUCUGCAUGAGGACUCGGUCAGAGGGCUGGUUAAACUCAGCUCCGUCUGAACCAAACUGACCACACGUCUUUCAUUUAACCUCAGUUUGACCUGUGUUUAAGUUGGACCUCUACAUGGGACGUUUCCAGACACAUUUUCAGUUUGUGCAUAAAAAAGUGUUGAUACAAACCAAAGUGAAACAGACGUAGUGAAUGAAUGACAACGUAAAUGAAGCAUGUGACUCGGUGAGGAGACAAAAACAUUUUUACAACUUUUUUUGAUCAUUUUCUGGAAAUUCUGUUAAAAUUUGGAUUGAAACUUGAGAGAUGACAUGACAGAAUCCAUCUGUCAAGGGCAAGUCAAACAGCUAGUUCCUUUUUUUUAAAGAUAUGGUACUAUAUUGCUCUCUGAAAGUUUGAUGAAGAAAAGUAGAAAGUCUCAAAAAUGGAAAGAGUCAAGUUAAAAAACCUGAACCUCCAAACUGCUGCAGACAGCUUCUGUCUUAAUGGCAAAUGUGAAGUUUGGUGGUUUUUAAAACCCUCUGCAGUUCAUUUUGGUUCAUUUCUACUGCCUCUGCAUUCAUUUUUAUCUUUGUUAAACACUUUUUAAACUCUCCAUACCUCGGUAUAUAUUCUUCUCAUUUUGCCAUUUUAACAAAGUAUAGAGCUGCCAGGAACCCAAAAAUAAAUGCAAAAUGACACAGCUGAUAGAAAUGUACAAAUCUUCAGUGAUAAUGACUCACAGUGAGUCGUUUCACUUUUUAUACGCACAAAUACAGCAGGAAAAAUGCUAGAAAUGAAACUAUAGUAGUUUGUGUACAUUUACAAGCAAUUUUAUCUCAACUGGUUUUUGUGCCUUUGUCAUUGAAAGUCUGGCUGUAAAGAACUGUUUUCAACAUUUCUUUUAAAACCAUUUUUAUGGUCAACAGAAGUUUUUAAAAAAGCAUAAAUAUGCUCAUGGACUCCAGAGGGUUUUAAAGAAAAAUGUAACAAAUGUAAACACCGGCAUCAAGGUUUGCAUGAAGUAGAAAGCAUGCAACAAAUCUGAAACUGUAAAUCACAGACUCAAAACAAUAAUUUUGAAAAAAGAAAUAAUCCUAAUCCUUUUUCAAGAUAACCAGUUUCACCAUUUUUUUGUCUGAGGUCAGCCUGCUGAUGGACCAAAGCCAUAUUAUAUCCUCAUUCACUUUCUGCUUCUGUUUAUUUAACCAUGUUUUUUUUUGUUGUUUUUUUUACCUCUCCAGGAUCCUGAUUUUAUCCUGUUGAAGACAAAUUCUGUUUCCUGCUAAGAGCAGUGAACAUUUUAUCCAGAAUAAGCUAGUCCAGUGCCAAAUGGACUGGGACCAAAGUCACGACUGACUGUUUUGGUUGUGAAGUCUGUGGAACAGUUAAGGAUUGACUGUUAUUCUCAGAAGAGCUAACUGACCCCACGUAAAUCUUCAGGUUUUUGUUGGAUUCUGCGGACAAACAGGAAGCAGAAAUCAGAACCGAGUUUCCCAAAAAACGUCUGCAGACCAGAGUUCAUGCUUAAUGGCCGACCAACGAUUUAAGGUGGCAAAGUUUUUCAUCUCAAGUUCAGCUUUUGAUGAACCUGUGGAUUCACAUCACUAACUAGUAUCACAUCUGACAGAGCGAACACUGAGUGAAUGGACAACCAAUGAGUCCAAAAUGGAGGAUGCUAUGUUAGCACAAUAACUGUGUGUUAACAUUUUGUUUUAUUGAAGCUCCUCUGUUGGAGUAUAAAAGACAAUAAGACACAGGAAUCAGUUACUAAACUGUACAAGCUUUUUUUGUCCCUUUAACAACUAAGCUAAGCUAAUGAAGGAGUUUUUUAACUGACCAGUAGCAAACUUAGUUAGCUCAUAGCUUUAUUUUCCCUCUUCAAUAUCUUUUUAUUGAACAAAAUUGUGUACAAUGGGAAAGUAAACAUGUCAAAAGAGAGAAAAUGGAGCCAAACUAUUGUAACUAAGCUAACAGUUAGCUCGCUAGCUAUAGCAGUUCACCUACUACCAUUCAACUGGUCUUUGCAAUUGAGCUUCUGGCUUCAUCUGUUUCUAUUGGACAAGCGAAUGUCACUUUGUGGUAGAGCUGUUCAUACCUGGAUUUAAAACAGGCAACAUUUUGUGGAGAUUUCAGUUUUUUCG